This is a messenger RNA of Rhopalosiphum padi (bird cherry-oat aphid), 2787 nucleotides long. It is a transcript of the gene GlcT, whose product is annotated as ceramide glucosyltransferase. The transcript has 9 exons. Gene Ontology annotation, molecular function: ceramide glucosyltransferase activity. Gene Ontology annotation, biological process: glucosylceramide biosynthetic process. Bases 238 to 1770 code for a protein of 510 amino acids. Gene Ontology annotation, cellular component: membrane. The record is from RefSeq and is a predicted model, not a curated record. NCBI's taxonomy places the organism in Eukaryota, Metazoa, Arthropoda, Insecta, Hemiptera, Aphididae.
GUUGCAAAGUGGUCGUAAGUCGUAACACUAUCUGGUGUACUAUUCAAAUACAGUGUAUUUAAUGUACUAUAGUCUACAACUUAUCCUGUAAACGGGUUCAGCCAAAAAUCAUAAAUAUACUAAAGGUCCAUUUAAUCAGAAGAAAAUGUAUUUGAUGGUUUAAUCGGGUGUUCCAGUGCCAGAGAGGACAUAACUCGUAGAUGGAUACAAUAGUAAGGAGAAGCGGUAGAAAAAACGAUGCAACUGAUACCACCGCCAAUGUUUGCCGAUUAUGACAUACUAUUGGCUUGCGGGCUGCUCAUAUUCUGGUGCGGUUAUUGGUUGGUGCACAUAAGUGCAAUAUGCUAUGGGAAGUUUAAACUCUACAGAAAGCCCAAACCAGAAUUAUCUGUUCAGUUGAUACCAUCUUUAGUAUCUUUAGAACAUGGGUUGCCGAGAAAUAACAAAAAACAAUAUCCGGGUGUUAGUAUAUUGAAACCAUUAUUGGGUGUUGAUCCUAAUCUAUUUGUCAACUUAAGCUCAUACUUUCAAAUGGAAUACCCAAUGUAUGAAGUAUUAAUAUGUGUGGUCGAUCAAAAUGAUCCUGCUGCAAUGGUAGCUAAUCGGCUAUUAGAAAUGUAUCCAUCAGUAGAUGCUCGACUUUUUUUAGGUGGUUCUCAAGUAGGUGUUAAUCCAAAAAUCAAUAAUGUACACGCAGCAUACCAAGCAGCCAAGUAUUCUUUGAUACUCAUAUCGGAUAGUUCAAUAAAAAUGAAAAAAGAUACACUUAGCGAUAUGGUUGAUAAUAUGGCUGAUGAUGUUGCAAUUGUACAUCAAGUACCAUUCACAUGUGAUCGAAUUGAUAAUAGAACUGAGUCUAUGACUCCACCUCUGUCAGAUAAUACGGCAGAUCCUUCAUCAUUUUUAAAAUUAAAUGGGAAAGUAGAAUACCAAUGCCAAACUCGCAAACAACGACGUUUUGUUGCUACUUUAGAAAAAGUAUUUUUUGGAACUGCUCAUGCACGAGUGUAUUUAAUGGCUGAUCUUGUAGGUGCUAUAUGCCAUACAGGUAUGUCGACACUAUUGCGUAAGCAAGCAAUGGAUGAAUGUGGUGGUUUGCAAGCAUUUGCUAGUUAUCUUGCUGAAGAUUAUUUUAUGGCUAAAUUAGUAGUUGCCCGAGGUUGGCGCACUACGAUAAGUAGCCGACCUGCAUUACAAAAUAAUGGAGGCAGUGAACUAAGUAAAUUUCAAGAUCGUCUUAGAAGAUGGGUCAAACUUAGGAUAGCUAUGGUACCACACACAAUUGUAUUGGAACCAUUAUCUGAAUGUCUAAUUUUAGGCGCAUGUGCUGCAUGGGCAGCAAACACAAUUUCUGGGGGUUCAAUUGAUCCUUAUGCAUUCUACAUGAUACAUGUGCUUGUUUGGUUCUUAUUAGAUUGGAUUCUCUUAAAUGUGAUGCAGAAUGGGCCUUUGCCAUUUACAAAAUUCGAGUACUUAGUUGCUUGGUUGUAUAGAGAAUUCAUGGGACCAUACCUGUUUUUAACAGCACUCUUAUGGCGCCCAUCAGUUGUUACAUGGACCACAAGGCAAUAUCGCCUACGUUGGGGUGGUCUAUCAGAAAUUUAUAACCAACAAUCAACAAGCUCUAGCUCAGAUUCCAUAACUGCCACAGUGCCUAUAGCAACUACUACCAGUGUCACUUAUGACACAACUGUGCCUAAUAAUUAUUGUAGUACUCACCAGCAGCAACCUCCAAAUGGUAUUGGGUUCACAUCAAAAAUUAAAGUUUAAAUAAUAGCAAAUAGCUACUUACAAACUUUUUUACGAAUUUAUUUUUAAAACUAAGAUAAUAAUUUACCUCCAAUAUAAGUAUAACCAAUAUUUAUUGAAAAUACAAUGAUCUGGAAAAUAUUUUUGAUGUCACGUGCCUUUUGAAAAAUCUAUGUAUAAAACUGUAAUAUACAAUGUUAUAAUUUUGUAAUUAAAUUAAUAAAAAAAGAUAUAUGUAAUAAUAUACUUACAGUCUGUCUAAAGAUGAAGGUGAUACACAAUAUUUUUUAGGAAUAAUCUGCAAUAUGAAUUUUGAUAUUUUCAUAAAGGUUAUUGUAAUACACAUUUUAGAAAUAAUUGAAAUUUUAUUAUUUGCGCAUGUGCUCAAAAAUAAUUUUUUUUAAAUGUUUUAAUGAUAAACGAGAACACAGCUUAAUUUUUUAAGUUUUAUUGAUUUAUCAUGUUUCCCUAACUUUGAAAUGAAGCAAAUGAGACCAAGUUAUCAGUUUUAAAUAUGGUUUAUUUAAUUUACAUUUAAAUUAUAAAAAAAAAAUUAAUAAUAAUAAUAAUAAUAAUUGUUGGUAUUUAAUAUUUUUUCAUUUAAUAAUAUUUAUUUAUUUGAUAAUAUAAUGACUAAUUAGUAUUAUUAAAAUACAACUUAAACUACCUACUUAACAAAGAAUAUUUUUAAAUAUUAAGUUUUGUAUAUUUAGCCAUGCGCCUAAAAUUGACUUGGUCAAUUAUAAUUACUAAAUCAAACAAAACCGGAUUAUAUGAAGUGAAACUAUCGAUUAUUUUAUAAUGUUAGUGUGUUCAAAUUUGUAUUUAAAACUUGCAUUGCAAUAAAAAAAAAAAAAAAAUACUUAUGUGCACACAUACUUACCAUAUCUAAGUAUUUAAUAAUUUAAUAAUUUCUAAAAUGUGGAAUACAAUAUAUCAAGUAUUGAAAAUUAUUAAAUGUCAUUCCAUAAAAAUAUUUUUUAUCAAAUUUAUCUUUUGAUACAUUGUAAAUAUUUCACAUAUAUACAUUUGUAACAA